Molecule: messenger RNA, 3448 nt
Organism: Microplitis mediator
Lineage: Eukaryota; Metazoa; Arthropoda; Insecta; Hymenoptera; Braconidae
Product: box A-binding factor-like
Exons: 8
Coding region: 420-3239 (939 amino acids)
Biological process (GO): negative regulation of transcription by RNA polymerase II; positive regulation of transcription by RNA polymerase II; cell fate commitment
Molecular function (GO): zinc ion binding; RNA polymerase II cis-regulatory region sequence-specific DNA binding; DNA-binding transcription factor activity, RNA polymerase II-specific
Source: RefSeq, a predicted model, not a curated record
GUCUUUAGCGGUUUCUGCACGGCACUAGUGUAGUACAGAGAAGUGCAGAGAGUAGUGCAUAUGCAUAUGCAGUGUAAUGAAAUUCAGUGUAUAUUAGUAUAGUUAUACAUAUGUAUAUAUAUAAAUUUUUUUUCUAUGUACACGAUAUACACAAGUAAAGCUUAUGACCGAUCAUAGAGUCGGUUCAUAUGCCCGCGGACUUUUAUUUCUUCUCCACGCACCUCAUAGUCAACUUUAAAUUAUUUACACAGUUGGUUAAUUUAUUUUCAUUUAAAUCGACCAUUUUUUACUUUAUAUAUUUUACAAUCGGUUACAUAAAUAAAUACUUUUAGUGUCAAUACAUUUAUAUGUAAUUAUAAAAAUAAAUAUUUAUAUAUACAUAUAUAUAAAUAAUAAAUUUAUAAAAGUGUUUUGUGAAAAUGAAGAGACGAAGAUGCAAAGACAAUCUCACGCCAGAUGUCACCAAGUAUCGAGUAAAAGAAUUUGCAAAAUUAUCCGAGUACGUAGAAAGUACUGAGGAAGACAGGAAAAGUAUAAAUGGCAGUGAAAAUUUGAUAGCCGACCCCGCAUUAUUAAAAAUAGUCGACGCUGUCUGUUUGACAGAUCAAGAGAGACAUGAUCAGCAUCAAGAUCAACAUGAGCUGUCAGAUAGCAAUCAUGACUUACACGCUCAUGAUCAUGAUCAGCAGCUUCCUGAUCAUGACAAUCAACUACUCGAUCACAAAAGUCAUGAUCAGAGUUUAUCAGAACUACCAGAUCAUCACCAGCUAAAGCAAGAAUUAAAUUACCCAGAUGGCGGGGAUACCGUGGGCGUACUGGAGGCGGUCCGACCGGAAAUUGAAAAUGGCGUCCUGGUCGAAGCAAACACUGAGCCAGUGUCUUUUGUCCUUUCAUCAAAGGACAAUUCUUACACAAUACAUCACACCUUGGACUAUCAGUCGCCCCACAUCAUAAUGUCCAGGGAUUAUUUGGUAGUCGGGUCUCCUUACGGAGUCAGUCAUGAAGAGGAUCAUCAUCAUCACCAACAAACACCUAAUUCCCUCCAUCAGCAUCACUUACACGAUCAUCAGCAGUAUGGCCAGCAGCUUGUCGGUAGUGGGAGCAGCGGCGGGGUAAACGAGGUACCGAUCCCUGAAGGAGGGGAUAGACAUCCGUCUGAGGUCUCGCUCACAACAGAGGGAAAUCAUCGAGUUAGUAGUCACAUGCCUCACUCUACGAUGCAUCGGCACGCAACUGAAACGCUCUCACAGUCAGUAGAACAUCACCAACAUCAACAUCAGCAGCAUCAACACCAACAUCAUCAGCAUCAGCAUCAGCAUCUGAGUGAUCCCUCAUUGAUACGACAUCUACAAGUGCCACAACAUCAUCAUCAUCAUCAAGAGGCUGCUGAAAGGGUCAGUGGAAUUGUCGCGGCCAUGAGAGGAUCACGUAGUGAAUAUUCACCAUUGGGUGUAAUGUUUCCAAAUCUAUCUAUGGCCGGUUCUACGGCUGGUUCCGUUGAUGUUUCUAGUGCUCAGCAUUUGGAUGAAGUUCUACCAGAAGACCCGUACUUGUCACAUCAUAUCAGAGGUUCUAGUGGUGGUGUAUCGCCGAGUAACGUUAGAACUGGAAGCUCACCCGGUUCUAGUCGCAGCCCUCGUGAUGACCAGGGAUUAUCACCCCAUCGAUCAUCAUCCGCGCACGUAAAUAAUUCACAGACAGACGACGGGUACAGUCCCAAUGACCAAAGCAGACUGCAAAAUUUUACUCAUCUGACUUCGAUGCAGCCACCUGGUGUCCAUCAAUCGCUUCAGGACUCUGAUCGCGUUUCGGAUUUAUAUAUGGUUUCAAUUUACAAUCCUGCGGCUACUCCACAUCAUCAUACUGAUCAUGAUCAACCUCCGACUUCUCAUUCCCCUUCUGGACCACUUUCCAGUUCAUCAUCUCUGUACCGCAGUAUGACUGGAGUCGGUUCGAUGGGAGGAGCAGGUGCUGGUUAUACUUUGCCUUACAUGAACAGUCCUACAGAUCUAGCUGGUUCUCCUCAGCAACUCUGGAAUUCAUCAAGUCUUGGUACAUCACUACCACCAAUAUCUGAUGACUAUGGUUCUAAAUCAUCGGCUACGGUGACUCACCAAAGUCUACCGGCAUUUUCCCAACCAUUCGGGGGUCGCCCGAGCUUUAGAGGGUACAGUCCUCCUUAUACUUCACAACAAACAUCUGGUGGAUCUGGAGGAAACGCGACAGGGGAUCCCAAUACCUGGUCUUAUCCUUCAUCGGCUGCGGAAUCUCUUACUUCUCAGUACGGAAGCGUCGCGACGCCCUCGAGACGUCAAACAUCUAAUUCGACAUCUCAUUCCCAAUUGAGUGCCGCCGCGAGCCUUUCAGCGAUGCACAACAUCGAGGCGGAAUACUUUACGGAGGGUCGCGAGUGCGUGAACUGUGGGGCGAUAUCGACCCCCCUUUGGCGAAGAGACGGCACGGGACAUUAUCUUUGCAACGCCUGCGGCCUCUACCACAAGAUGAAUGGAAUGAACCGGCCACUAGUAAAACAACCACGGCGACUGUCAGCGUCGAGGCGCGUGGGUCUGUCUUGCAGCAAUUGUCAGACGACGGUAACGUCUUUGUGGCGCAGAAACACUUGCGGGGAGCCGGUCUGCAAUGCCUGCGGACUUUACUACAAACUCCAUAAUGUCAAUAGGCCAUUGGCUAUGAAAAAAGACAAUAUUCAGACGCGCAAGCGUAAACCAAAGGGUGGUAUGAAGUCUUCGGACACUCCGAUCAACCACAACAUUCCGUCAUGUGUUAUUAAUAAUAAUAAUAAUAAUAACAAUAACAAUAAUGUUGUUAAUAACAACAUUAAAUUAGAACCAGAUUACUCUGACUUAAGAAUGAGCCAUUCGAAUAUAAACCAAUCAUACGCAAGUUCGCUGUACGGCGGAAAUGGACAAUCUAGCAGAAUUAUUUCAUACCAACCCACAGCACAGACUGUUUAUUACGACAUGCUCGCGUCCCAACAGCACCAGCAUCAGCAACAGCAGCAUCAGUUACUUGAGUGUCAUUCGCCUAAAGUUGAAUGCUCCUCCCCAUCAAACAAAGGAUCUCCUGCGUUAUUAUCAGCGAGUCAUUCUCCAGAUCAUCAUCUAAACUCUCCUCACAUCGUAACUCUCGGUAACUCUUCGCCAACAACAACUAGCAGUAAGCUUAUGCUCGAUAAUAAUCAUCUAGAAAGACCAACCGUCGUAUCAAUAUCAUCGUAAAAUAUUAUUUUUUAAUUAUAUUAUUUAAAUAUAACACUAAAAUUUUUUUUUUCUUUAUUUUUUAAUGAAAUAAUUUCGUCAAUUAUUUCUGUAAAUAAAAUUUAUUGACUUUUUUAUUUCUUUUUUUAAUCAACAUGUUAUAAAUAAAUCAAUUAAGGAGUUAACUGACACUAAAAUUGGAAAAAAAUAAACAACAAUUCAAUAAAAAA